Ictalurus punctatus (channel catfish) is the source of this 3776-nucleotide messenger RNA. RefSeq names its product TGF-beta activated kinase 1/MAP3K7 binding protein 1 (gene tab1). Gene Ontology annotation, molecular function: protein serine/threonine phosphatase activity. Gene Ontology annotation, biological process: protein dephosphorylation. Lineage: Eukaryota; Metazoa; Chordata; Actinopteri; Siluriformes; Ictaluridae. The transcript is spliced from 11 exons. The record is from RefSeq and is a predicted model, not a curated record. Gene Ontology annotation, cellular component: cytosol. Bases 289 to 1647 code for a protein of 452 amino acids.
UCAGCCACUCCACAAUGGACACAACCAGGGAAAAAAACUAUCGGUGUGGAUUUUUUCCGAUAACCGAGUUCCAGCCAUCUGUUAUCGGUGCCGAUCAUUGGUUGACCUCUACUGUCGAGGCUACUGUCUUCUGUCUACUGUCAGCGUGCACUUAUAACAAGAAACAUAAACAGAAAGAAAAGCUCCUAUUAGCACCAGAGCUGGACAGAUGACCUGCCCCUGUGCCAGCUGUGCGGUGUGGGCACGGCCCCAAACUGUGUGUACAGCCCCGAUGGCAAAAGCAACCAAAUGCACCCUAACGAGGACGGCCACUUCCGCUUCAUUACCGAUGGCUGUUUCCUGUAUGGGGUGUUUAAUGGUUACGACGGCUGCCGAGUGGCCAAUUUCGUGUCUCAGUGUCUGACUGCAGAGCUUCUACUUGGCCAGCUCAACUCUAACCACUCUGACGCAGACGUCCGUCGCAUCCUCACACAGGCUUUUGAUGUAGUGGAGAAGAGUUACUUUGAGACCAUCGAUGACGCACUGGCAGAAAAGGCCAACCUUCAAGCGCAACUCCCAGAGGGGGCAAUGUUUCAUCAGCUGUCUCCUCAGAGUCAAAAAAUUGCAGAGAGGCUGAAGAAUCUGGAGCAGGAGGUGUCUGGAGGAGCCACAGCUGUAGUCGCUCUCAUUCUGAACAACAAGCUGUACAUCGCUAAUGUGGGCACCAAUCGAGCUCUGCUGUGCAAGUACACCAGUGACCGUCAGAAUCAGGUGAUUCAGAUUGGACGAGCCCACACAACCGAUAAUGAAGAUGAGCUGGGCAGACUGGCUCAGCUAGGUCUGGACCCAAAUCGGCUCAGACAGACAGGGAUAAUCGCAGGCCAGAGCAGUCUGAGGCGGAUAGGAGACUACAAGGUGAAAUUCAACUACACAGACAUCGAUGUCCUGAGUGCGGCCAAGAGUAAGCCAAUCAUCGCAGAGCCCGAGAUUCACGGCGGCCAGUCAUUGGACGGAGUCACAGGCUUCCUGUUGCUGAUGUCAGAGGGGCUCAUUAAGGCCCUCGAGGCAGCCCAUGGACCUGAGCAGGCCAAUCAGGAGAUGGUUGCCAUGGUGUCGGCGGAGUUGGCCCAACAGGGCAACGUGGAGGUGGUGGCCCAGUCGGUGGUGGAGCGCGUGAAGCGGCUGCAUCAUGACGCCUAUGCCAGACAGAGAGCGGUGCAGUGUUCACGCCACGAGGACAUGACCCUGCUCAUUCGCACCAUUAAUUACCCUCUAUCAGACGGCUCACUUACUCCAACACAAGGUGGGCGUAUCUACCCGGUGUCUGUGCCCUAUUCGAACAACCAGAGCACCAGUAAGACGAGCGUGACCCUGUCUUUGGUCAUGCCAGCCCAGGGAACACUCACCAACGGGACCAACACGGCUUCCACACUGGAAGGAGGCACCCCCACGCCUGGGCAAAGUCCCACGGCUACGCUUCAGUCCAACACACACACGCAGAGUUCCAGCUCUAGCUCGGGCGACGGGAGCCUCUUCAGACAGCGCGCGAGCCAGGCGGCACAGCCAGACGAGACGGGCCGCGUUCCGCCCUACGUCGACUUCACCCAGUUCUAUCAGAUGUGGGGCACGGAGCACAGCGAGGGAGCAAGAGGUCCAGGACCUCAGUGAGGGCUCGACAGAGGACAGAUCGAGAAAGAGGUAGCUUCCAGCAGUACUGACAAUGGAUUGUAAUGGCAUGCAGUUACACCACUUGCCAAUUUGCUGCCUUCUGUAUGGACUUUAUUAAGGCCAAAGUGUUUAAUAGCCUCAUUCUCCAGAUAAUAGCCUGAAUUCGCAGUGUCUGCCUUUUCCGUUUGGUGCAGGAGCAUUGUUCAGUUACAGGUCAGUUUCCAUUGGGCGACGAAAUGGGAAAUUUAAUAUUAUUAUUAUUGUUAUUAAUGCUCUGAUGUGUCUCUUUUUAUAUUAUAGCUUACCCCUGCUGAUCAGAGCUAAUCAGUUCAAAUUUCAUAAAAUAUCAUCAUGAUACUGUUGAAGUUAUAGAGGGUAUUAUAGAUCAACGUAUCAUGACUACCAGGGAAACAACACAGCAUUAUACAAUCCAGUGACAGGGUGAAUCAUAAACCGUACAAACUAGUUGUCAACAAUAUCACACCACGAUUCUUAGUUCUUACUCUCACAGUGUAAGUGAAAGAAAUAUGGCUGUUUUACAAUAAAAAUCUGAUUUUAUUAAAAGUAAAAGUAAGCUAUUGGUAGCAUAAAAAAUUGGAUUCAGCAUCCAAACAUAUGGAACAUAAAAUUCUGGUACUGGGAGUGACAGUGGAAUUAGUCCACGUCAUACUAUAUACACAAAACAUUGAGAAAGUGUAGCUUAACCUGUUUCAUUGUGAUAGCAAUACUAUAUUGUUGCAUCACCCAGGUCAAAACUGUGACACAUGGACACUGCUCUCUGAGCUGCUUUGUUUUACGGUGUGUGGGUUAAAGCCGUAGUCCAGAUGCUGGAAAUCUGCAUGCUAAUAUCGCACACAGGGUUGCGUUCUUUCACCGACUCCCAGUAGCUGACGAUCCAAAAAGGUUUUUUUAUAUUUAUAUAUAUAUAUAUAUAUAUAUAUAUAUAUAUAUAUAUAUAUAAAUAUAAAAUAAAGCAUGCGGUUAGAUCUCAACACUCCUCUAUCUCUGCAGAUAUCAAGGGACCCAUUUUCCAGCAUUUGGAUCAGCCGACAUGCUAUUACCAGUCUCAAGAGACUGAUAUUACGCAAAAUCAAUUUGUCAUCGAGUAAUUAGGAUGAUAUUGUCGUUUUGUGAAAGGCUAAACGUCAGUGAGGUACUCAAGGGCAUUUCCAAAUGUGUCAUUACUGAACAUGUUUAUUACAAUAUUUUUUUUUUUUUUUUUUUUUUAAAUAACAAACGUUAUGUCUGAUACACCAUGUUAAUCUCUCCAUCCCUCUUUUCACCCCUUCCUUCGUUAAAGUCAGGUAUGCAGGAAAGCAUGAAAGUGUGGACGUCGGAGAGGUUUUUACUGUACACUUUUUCCAUAGGGGAAUGGGAUAUGUUGGUUUUGCAAGCUUUUUGUGUUUAUAUCAUGUUUUGGUUGUACUUUAUUGCACAGUGUUGCAAAUACUUUGUAUUUAAUAGGUUUGUACAUGGUGAUUCAAGAUUGAACUGCAUAGUAACUUAUAUUAAAAAAAUAAAUAAUAAAUACUUGGUUUGUUCAGCAGUACUUAUCAUUCUUACAAGUAAUAAUUUGAGUGCAAUGUGUCCAAUGUGGGGAAAAAUACUAAACCGUAUUGAACGCUACAGUAUACGAAAGGUCUUUUUCCAUUCUUCAGCUGUCCCAUUGCAGGGAGCCUGCCACUGAGAAAAAUUUGAUGUCGCUGAGAUCAAAUUUUCCCCCGUUCUGAUGUUUGAUGUGAGCAUUAACUGUAGCUCUUGAUUUAUACAAGUGGCUGAUGAUUGUAGUCUGUAUUUUAUACAGUAUAUUCAUCUUAAAAUGUAUGCAUUAGGCAUUGCAUGUAAGUCCAGUAAAAUCUGUUCAGCUCUGAUAUUGUAUUGUGGCUUAAAGUACUGCUGUACAAACGUGAGUGUAUUUAAAAAAAAAAAAAAAAAACUUACUUUCAAAGUUCACUUUAAAAGGAUGCAUAUAUACCAUUAAUUAUAUUUAAUUACCACAAACUCACCUAUUAAAUACAAGGGAUGUAGCAUAGUGUAAAAUAAAGUGCUACCGUUGGUUUUAUGUAUUUGUGUGUCAUGCCUGUAUAAUUGAGUUUCUAAUGCCUUGCUGAAAUAAACGUUAAAAGUGG